Molecule: messenger RNA, 810 nt
Organism: Symbiodinium sp. CCMP2456
Lineage: Eukaryota; Dinophyceae; Suessiales; Symbiodiniaceae
Source: the annotation of a GenBank genome assembly
GCCGCAACUCUCGGGUGACGUUUGGUUAUCCAGGCGCAGGCUGCAACGCUGAUCGCACUUUGCCACGCCCGGGCUCACAGGAGUCUCGCUGCUACACGAGCUUCACCAGGACCGGCAGCGGAAGUCGAAGCGAAGGUGGCCGCUCUACACCGGAAGGCACUGGCAGCGACUGGAUCCGCAGGACGACCCUGGCCGCAAUGUCUGGAGCCUUGAGAACAAACUCUUCAACUUCAUCGUUGCAGAGGGCGGAGACGCCAGAGCCGGAGCUGUCGACCUUCAGCGUGCCUCCCAGGGAGCCCCGCUUCCCGUCUGGCCGAACUCGAGUGGUCAGUGCAACUGUGUACUCGUAUCCCUUCGCCAAGCGACCCAUUGAGUCGAAGACUGCCCGAAGCGUGGAAUCUGGCGGACAUGUUUCGCCCGUCGGCUCCGAACAGAAUCCCCGGUCAUUGCCGGCUGCAGCACGACAGCUCGAGAAGCGCUGUGCCACUGUGACUGGCUCGCCUCAACAUGUUGCUGCCAAGAUGCAUGCGGCCCCUGAGUCUCGAGCGAAGAGCAUGGGCGCAGAAUCUUCAAAGUCGGCGGAGUCCGCAGGCAGCGCUGGCAAAGCUGGCAGAGGCGCGGCUGCGCGACUGCCCGGCACCGGACCCGGCGGGUUCCCUGUCGGAAGCUGCCGGGGAAACCUUUCUGAUGCUGGCAAAAGGAGACCGAGCACUGCAAGUGCUGCAACCGCCAGGGCAUCCUCGACCGGGCCUGGAGAAGCAUCGCCGCGGGAGAUGCGCGCCACGGCCAAAUCUGCAGAUGGGCCCAUCA